Capsella rubella is the source of this 1411-nucleotide messenger RNA. RefSeq names its product basic leucine zipper 23. Lineage: Eukaryota; Viridiplantae; Streptophyta; Magnoliopsida; Brassicales; Brassicaceae. The record is from RefSeq and is a predicted model, not a curated record. Gene Ontology annotation, biological process: DNA-templated transcription; regulation of transcription by RNA polymerase II. The coding region runs from base 330 to 1106 and encodes 258 amino acids. The transcript is spliced from 3 exons. Gene Ontology annotation, molecular function: RNA polymerase II cis-regulatory region sequence-specific DNA binding; DNA-binding transcription factor activity, RNA polymerase II-specific.
CGUCCAUGUCUUUCCGCCAUGGAAAUAAUGCCAUCUGUUUAAUAAUACUCUUCUUUGCAACCUCUUUCGUUUCUAGGUUUUGGUUUCCCUCUUUUCUCUAAUUCUCUCUAUAAACCCUUCUCGCCGUUUCGUCUAUUAAUUUCUCAAUUCCAAAUUCGGAUUCAUAAUGGCGAUUCUCGUGAACUAAAUCCUUUAAAGGUAUUUACUUGAUCAGGAAACUCGAAAUUGGUCGUGUUGUUUGGUUUGGAGCACAAAGUCUCAUACUUUUUGGUUAAGAUUCAAUCAAAAGAUUCAAAAGGUUACAUCUUUGCUACUGGGUUGUUGAAGUAAUGGACGAUGGUGAGCUUGAGUUUUCGAAUUCGAACAUGGGUGGUGAAUUACCACUUACAAGCUGUUCUAUGGACUCGUUCUUCGAUGAGCUUUUGAGGGAUUCUCAUGCUUGUACUCAUACUCACACUUGUAAUCCUUCGGGACCAGAGAACACACAUACUCAUACUUGUCUCCAUGUGCACACCAAGAUUCUACCUGCUCAGAGUGAAGACAAAGUUUCUACUGAUGAUACAUCUGAAUCUUCAGGGAAGAAGAGCAAAAAGAGACCUUUGGGGAAUAGAGAAGCGGUUAGAAAGUAUAGGGAGAAGAAGAAGGCUAAAGCAGCUUCGUUGGAGGAUGAGGUUAUGAGGCUUAGGGCGGUUAAUAAUCAGCUGAUGAAGAGAUUGCAAGGUCAAGCUGCAUUGGAAGCUGAGGUUACAAGGCUCAAGUGUUUGCUUGUGGAUAUAAGAGGAAGAAUUGACGGAGAGAUUGGUUCGUUUCCUUAUCAAAAACCUGCGGCUGCAAACGUGCCUUACUCAUACAUGAUGCAUCCUUGCAAUAUGCAGUGCGAUGUUGACAACAUGUACUGUCUUCAAAAUGGGAACAAUGGAGAAGGUACGUUGAUGAAUGAGCAAGGGCUGAAUGGGUGUGAGUUUGAUCAGCUAGAAUGCUUGGCUAAUCAGAAUUUAGCUGGCAAGGAGAUCCCUCUCUGUAGUAAUGGAGUUGGAACAUUCACUGUCAAUGGGUCCAGCACUAAUAAGAGAAAAGGUGGACAUCGUGCAGCGAAAGCAGUUUGAAGUAUUGUCGAUCAUGGGAUACUAUCAAUCAUUUUCAUAUUGGUAGUUAAUUUUCUUCCAAUAGGUAGUAGAGUUCAACUGCGUCACCACCUUCCUUGAAGCACAUUUUGUGCUUUUAUCAUUUUUAUUAAUCUCUUUGUUUUUCCUUAUGUAAUUCAAUUUCUUUGUUGAGCUCGUUGAAGCUAGAAAUAAGACUUGUUAAUUAUUGAAAUUGCAGCUUUUAUGGGAUUUUCCUUGAUGAUCCAUAGAGUUGGAUCUCUGAACGGUGCUAUACGUAAAAGAGCAAGAAAGGAAUGAUUUUUGUA